Molecule: messenger RNA, 1494 nt
Organism: Penicillium oxalicum
Lineage: Eukaryota; Fungi; Ascomycota; Eurotiomycetes; Eurotiales; Aspergillaceae
Product: GNAT family N-acetyltransferase
Exons: 1
Coding region: 1-1494 (497 amino acids)
Biological process (GO): siderophore biosynthetic process
Source: RefSeq, a predicted model, not a curated record
AUGCGCAACAAUGUCUGUCAUUUGCCGAAUGGUCUUUCAUUCACGGUGACGCCGGUCUUUGGUGGAGUCACCUUCAAAUCCAACGAUGUGGUGUCGCACAGCUCCAAUGCGACUUUCCCUCCUGGAUGGACGAUCAUCAUUCAGACCGAGAAAAAGGAUGGCAGAUCUCCCGUAGAAGAGCGUGGACGGACAGGCUCCGAGAACGGACUGCCUCCCUCGAGCGGCAGCGAGGACGACCAUGGUCAGCGCUUCACCACCCCAACCUUGAAUCGAGACUCUCUCUAUAUCUCCUACAUUGUGAAUCCCCCGUCCAGUGAGUUCAAGCCGACGAUGUCGCCCACCCGACAGAUUGCAAUGAUGCUGUGGGCGACAAUGUGGUGGUACUUCCACGAGCCCGAGCCUGAUCUGCAUCUCGAGACGGCCGCGUCGCAGUCGACACCGCACUCUGGACGACCUCAGGGCGAAUGGCGCGUGAACAUCCGACGGGAAGGGAUCUUCAAAGGUCGCAAUCUAUUGCAGAAGCUGGAGCGGAUGGGCCUGAUCGCCAGCGAGGAUUCCUCCGUCGGUCUGCAACCCAUGGAGACGCGCGACUCCAGCGCCUGGACCAACAUGUUUGUGAGUCGGCGAAGCUUCUGGCAGAUCGACCCGCGCAUGUUCCUCUUCACGCUCACGCCUCGAGGGUCUCCUCCUUCGCCCUUGUUGACUCCGUACCAAUCGCGGCAUGGGUCACCCGCACGGGAGGGUCUCUCCGGGCCAUCGCCAGCAGAGGCCUCGUUCCACACGUCGAAUACCGGCACGUUCACUUCGGCGGGACCGUUCACGUCGGCCAGUCAUCUGCCCACGUACUAUCCCCCUGCGCCGACGCAGUAUACUUUUACCCACGGGGUGCGUCACCCGGUGCGUCCGAAACCUCCGCACCAGGGCGAAGUCUUCUAUGUGCGUCACGUCCCCAGUGUGGACCAGUACCUUUCUUUCCGAGUCCCUUUCCUGCCCAUGAGCAAAUCUACCAAUCCCACCCAGGGACCCGCGACAGGCAGUCGACCCUCCAGCCCGACGGCGAUGGUCAGUUCCGCGGUGACCAGCAUCGAGCAGCACCUCUGUACCAGUGCGCCCUCGGACCUCGACAUGCUUCAUCGGUGGAUGAACGACCCGCGAGUGGAAGCCAUGUGGAAAGAAGGUGGUGCCAAGGAGGUCCAAGAGCAAUUCCUGCUGAAGAACCUUACUAGCCGGCAUAGCUUCCCCGUCAUCGGAUGUUGGGACGGACGGCCCUUUGGGUAUUUCGAAAUUUACUGGGUCAAGGAAGACCCGCUGGGCCGACUGUUGAACCGCGUGGAGAACUAUGAUCGCGGAAUCCAUCUCCUGGUGGGAGAGCAAGAGUUCCGCGGAGCCCAUCGCGUGGCGAUCUGGUUGAGUGCACUGGUGCAUCAUUGUUUCCUGUCUGAUAUGCGCACGGAAGCGGUUUAUUUGGAACCUCGAGUGGAUAAUGUGAAGUGA